AUGGAUGAAUAUUUCUACGAGUUGGCUUUAAGUAUUCUGUUGAAGUUAAGCGAUCGUGCUUUCCAGGAACUUUUGUUGGCAUGGAGACUCGAAACCGAUCUUGCCAAAAUUAAGCAGAGCUUGGAAGACAUCAAAGCUGCGAUUUUGGACGCCGAGACACAGCGGUCACAGAGUGCACGGAUAGCUUUAUGGCUGCUGAGACUCAAAGAUGUUCUUUACGAUAUACAAGAUGUGGUGGAUGAGAUAGAAUGUGAAGAACUGCGAAGUGGCACCGUGAAGUUGUAUGGGAGCUUCACCAGAAAGGUACGUCGCUUUUUUUCUAGCGCUAAUCCACUUGCGUUCCGCAAUAGAAUGGGCCAUAAGAUAAAAGAUAUUAACACGAGGCUAGAACGUAUUCACAAACAAAAGUCUGAGUAUUCUCUCAAGGAGAACAAUGAUAAUGAGCUUGAGAUUCCUAGUGUGAGAGAGAUGAAUCACUCUUACAAGGAUGCUACCCAUGUUGUUGGGAGAAACAUGGAGAAAGAUUUAGUGAUUGAAGCAUUGCUAAAGGAAUUUACUGAUGCUUAUGUCUCUGUCAUUCCUAUAGUGGGAAUGGGAGGUAUGGGGAAGACUACCCUUGCUAGAUUCGUGUACAAUGAUCAAAGAGUAGCUUGUUUUAGGAAGAAACUAUGGGUGUCUGUUUCAGGAAACUUUAAAUUUGAAGAGGUGAUGAUUAAAAUUCUCAAUUCUGCCUCUCCUAGUGAGAGAUACAAGGAGAUGCAGCCAGACCAGCUGCGAAUUGCCUUGGAUCAAGCUUUAAGUGGAGGAGAUUAUUUGCUCAUCUUAGAUGAUGUUUGGGAAGCAAAGCGUCUUGAAUGGCAGAAACUUGCAGAGCUGUUAACGAGGAAUGGCAUGAGAGGUAGAAUUAUAGUCACAACCCGUUAUAAAAAUGUUGCUUCCAUUAUGGGCAAUCUCCCCACAGUGGAGUUGAAUCAUCUUGCUCACGAGGAUUGUUUGUCUUUGUUCUUUAACUGUGCAUUCAAAGGAGAGCGAGAGAGACAAGAUCGUUCGCUAAGGGAUAUUGGGGAAGAAAUUGUGAAAAAAUGUUUUGGAGUUCCCUUGGCAGUAGAAACUUUGGGAUGCAUGCUUUACUCUAAUACUAAUGCAGCUGAUUGGAAAUCUAUAAGAGAUAGUGAGAUAUGGAAAAGCGACAAUCAGACGACGGCUUCUUUAAGAUUGAGCUAUGAAGACUUGCCAUAUUCCCUGAAGAAAUGCUUUGCUUCCUGUUCAUUUUUUCCUAAGGGCUACGAAUACGACAGUAUUGAAUUGGUGUAUUUUUGGAUGGCACAUGGAUUUCUUGAAUCUCAGAAUGAGAAUGAAGACUUGGAAAAUGUUGGGUUCCAAUAUUUCGACAGGCUAUGUUCUAAACAUCUUCUCCACAGCUGUUCAAGAUACGAUGUUAGUGUCAAGUGUAAGAUGCAUUCUCUAUUCCACGAUCUAGCCUUAUUAGUGUCACAGAAUGAAUUCUUGUCAGUGACACAAACUCAUUUAUCAAACAUCCCAAACACUGUGCGACAUUUAUGUUUUCCUCGUCCUGAUUCACUUGGUGAAGAUCUUCCUAAACCCUUCCAGGAACUAAAUGGAGUACGAACCCUUUCCUUUUCAAAUGAACGAAGAGUUGGGUUUGGAAAUUUAAAGUUUAUUAGGACAUGUCUGUCGAAAUUUCAGCACUUGAGAUUCUUGGAUUUGAGUGAUUCAGAGAUUUCAGAACUUCCAGAAAGGAUAGGCAGGUUGAAGCAACUGAGAUAUCUCAGUUUAAAGAGCAAUGAUUACAUUAAAAGACUCCCAAAUUCCAUAUGCAAGCUACGAAGCUUGGAAGCCCUACUGAUUGGUAGAUGUAAAAAACUACAGAAGUUGCCCAAAGAUCUGAAGCAAAUGGUUAGCCUCAGGUAUCUUUGGAUCACCACGAAGCAAACAUCUUUACCGACAGAUGCAGUAGGGAGUCUUAAGUGUCUUCGUGUUUUGUUCAUUACCGAUUGUGAAAAUCUAGAAUCUUGGCCUGAAGACAUUACAGGUCUGAAAAACCUUAAAACCUUGGUUAUUCGUAAUUGUCAACAGUUGGAUUCCUUGCCUGAAAGCAUGAAAUUUCUACCAGCAUUGGAGAGUGUUGUUAUUACCGACUGUACACGAUUGAAAUUAGAGGAAGGGAAAGGCGUAUGCGUGACUCAGUUCAGGCUUGAAAACCUGCAGCUUGUAAGAUUGCCAAGCUUAGUAGAUUUCCCACAAUGGCUGAUUCGAAAUUCCACCAGCAGUUUACAAGUAAUCAAACUUAUGCACUGCAACAACCUCAAAGAAGACGAUUUUCCAGAUUGGCUGCACGACAACAUACCACUUGAACUUCAGAUCAAAGGUUGCCCAUUGCUGAACCUGAAUAACCACCACCGACAAUAA
Messenger RNA from Manihot esculenta (cassava), 2430 nucleotides. RefSeq names its product disease resistance protein RGA2. The record is from RefSeq and is a predicted model, not a curated record. Gene Ontology annotation, biological process: defense response to other organism. Lineage: Eukaryota; Viridiplantae; Streptophyta; Magnoliopsida; Malpighiales; Euphorbiaceae. Gene Ontology annotation, molecular function: ADP binding. The coding region runs from base 1 to 2430 and encodes 809 amino acids. The transcript has a single exon.